AUGUUUAGAGGCAGGGUCAAGCCUCAGAGACGUCGGUCAAGCCCGCCGCCCGAAAAGCGCAGAAGGAGGCCCAUUUCGGUCUACGACUGUGUUGCUGGACGCGUCAACGCCAACGGUUUCAUCCCGGAACAAGCAGCCGUCUCCGCCGGGCGUAUAACCUCAUCCACCUCACGUGUCCCUAUCCCUCCGGAUGAGUCCCUCUUCAAACAGAGAGGCGCGCCCCGUCGCUACGAAGAAGACGACAUCUAUUUUGCUGACAGGCACCUGGCACCUCAUCAGCGUCUACCGGAAUCUGAUCUACUUAAAGCAAUCCAUGCCCAUUCCUCAGAGGCUUACGACCAAGCCUACGGCCGACAAGCCAGGAGACUCUACAGGUCGUUGGAUGAGACCGCGCUUCUGGCGUUUGGAGUCCUCCUGGAGGAGGCAGCCGCUGACCUUCUCGACGAGACUUGUAAUUUGAAGCUCGAGCAGCCCCCAGAGGAUGUUGAUGUAAAGGUUGAAGACGGAGGCUCCCACCCAGGUUCCAAGGGCAAGCGCAAAAGAGAUCCAGGCCCCGACAAUGAGACUGAAGACUCGGACAAUGGAGCUUACCACGACGUCAUGAGACACUGGCUGCAGUAUGACCAGCAAACUGGCUCCGCUUAUCCCAAGCAUGUAGAAAAUGAACCAAACGAUCAACCACUUUCCUCUGCGGCGUCACACUACCGAAAAAUGAGUGUCUGA
Messenger RNA from Diplodia corticola, 723 nucleotides. RefSeq lists its product as uncharacterized. Gene Ontology annotation, cellular component: RNA polymerase I upstream activating factor complex. Gene Ontology annotation, biological process: nucleolar large rRNA transcription by RNA polymerase I. The record is from RefSeq and is a predicted model, not a curated record. Lineage: Eukaryota; Fungi; Ascomycota; Dothideomycetes; Botryosphaeriales; Botryosphaeriaceae. Gene Ontology annotation, molecular function: RNA polymerase I cis-regulatory region sequence-specific DNA binding. The coding region runs from base 1 to 723 and encodes 240 amino acids. The transcript is spliced from 2 exons.